Messenger RNA from Ornithodoros turicata, 4586 nucleotides. RefSeq lists its product as uncharacterized. Lineage: Eukaryota; Metazoa; Arthropoda; Arachnida; Ixodida; Argasidae. The record is from RefSeq and is a predicted model, not a curated record. Gene Ontology annotation, biological process: positive regulation of transcription by RNA polymerase II. The transcript is spliced from 21 exons. Gene Ontology annotation, molecular function: DNA binding. Bases 91 to 3750 code for a protein of 1219 amino acids. Gene Ontology annotation, cellular component: nucleus.
AUGGUAUCACUUCUUAUCCCGAGGUGAAUUCCCGCUUCAUGGAGCGAAAUCUGUUCAAAGAAUAAGUGCUUUGUAUCCCACGCUUUCUCUAUGGCUGAUGGCGUGGCUGACUACUCGGGGCAAGAGCUCGGGGUCGCCCGACUGCAGUUCUCUGAUGAUGGGAUACCCACAGUGGUGGAGAUGGUUGAGAACGAAAUGGUUUUGGACCACAAAUCCCUUUUGGAGUUCCUUGCAAGGGCUGGUGGUUCCUACACUAUACAGGGAGAUGACAGCAUACAGCCAGGAACUCUGCUCCAGAUUAGCCCCAACACGAUUUUGGCUGUGGCUGCUGUGGAUAACGGACAAACAGAAGAAGGAAUGGUAAUGGAGUCCCCUUCUAUUAUUCUGCCAUCUGAAGAAGGUGUCACAGAUGACACAGAUGCAGUUGUUGAGGAAAACAUUGAGGCUACAUCUGCAGCAGAACAGCAACUUGUUGAAGGAACGGCAGUGACAGUUGGAAUUCAGAUUGCGUCGGAAAACAUGAGCGACGUUGACUUCAAAACAUUCCUGUGUGACAACGAAGUCAGUGGCACGUCGGCUAUUGUUUCCGUAUCUGAACCAUCUGCUCAGCAAGAACAUCUUGGCAUGGAGGAGGAGCAGCCAAGUGAAAAGCUCCCACAGGACAACCAAGAAGCCGACAACGAAACUGUUAUUCUCAGGCAAGGUUUGGAAGUCAUGAGUAUGCCUGAUCAAGGGGUUACUGAUGUGAUCCAGAAGGCACUACUGGCCGAUGUUGAUGAGGAUGAAAACACGACACUUGACCAGAACAGCAGUCACUCAGAGGCAGCUACCCAGCAUAUACUUGCAGACGAGGGUGAUCAUCACAUGGUACAGCAUACGAAUGAGACGCAGCUAGAGCCACCUUCACAGGAAGAACAGCAGAAUGUUGUCGUCAUUGAUGUGACCAAUCCCAUCCAGCUGUCACAAAACUCACUCAUUGUAGUGAAUGGCCAGAAAUGCGUACUGCAACAGGAUCCUGGAACAGGUCAGGUUGUCGCUUACCCCGUUAAAGAGCCAGAGAAGCCGAAACGAAGGAGGGGACGACCCAGGAAAGCUCCGCCACAGGGGACAGAAGAAGGUGGCACGUCCGAAUCUCUGGAAGCACCUAAACCACCAGAAGAUGAAGCACAGGAAGAAGAGGAAGAAGAUGCACUCCACAAAUUAGGCAAUGGAAUGGUGGAAGUUGUUACUGAAGAUGGCGCACUUGUACGAAGAAGUUGUCGGAGAAGAAAAAAGGCGAGGACUAUGAAAGAUUACGAGACCAAUCUGAAGUUAAAUGACGAGAGUGACGAUGCACUGGAAGAAGAGGAAGACCUUGAUGAAGAGGCGGUACUGGACUCCAUACCACGGAAACGAGGAAGGGGACGUCCACCACGUCGAGGAGGUCACCAGGGUUCAGAUCUCUUCAACCCUUUCUCUAAAAACACUGGUGGUGUGCGACGCAAGCGUGGUCGACCACGAAGGGAUACCCCACAGCGUCCAACAAUGCAAGCAUUCUUGGUACAGAUGGCAGAUGGGCAGACAUUGAUGAUGCAGAUCCCUACGGCCAGUCUUCCAUCAGGGGUUGACCUGCGUGACGUGGCCCAGAGCAUUGCUGGCACACUCAACGCUACAGCCGCACCUAAUGUACAGGCCGAAGAACCUACCAUUCCUGCCGUGGAGGGAGACACUACAACACUGGAUGUUUCCAGUGCAGCAGAGGCCAGCUCCACAGACCAGCAACUGCCUCAAAAGGAAGUUCAGACAACUCUACCAGGCAUGCCGCAGUGUACACAGCAGCAACUUCUUCAGCUGGACUCGAUCUUGCCACCGCAGUCUGUUAUCCUCUCGAUGGACAACAGCACAGUUGGCAACCUUCUUUUUACCUCCCAACUUGGUGCCGCUGCUGUACCUGACGUAGCAGGAGGCACUGCGGAUGCUCCUGUGAAGCGCAGGCCGGGCAGGCCACGAAAGACACCACUGCAGCCUCAACCACUAGUGCCUAUACUGCCUUCAGAUACAGAUCCCACAAAUGACAGCACUGAUGUGCACCAAAACUUGCAGUUGUCAGACCAGAGUCUCUCCAAGACCACUGAUGUCCAGGAGACACCUGCUGGCCCUACGGAUGUUGAGUUGCCUGUAGGAAAUACAGACAGUCCUCUGGAAUCUUCGAGGUCCUUAGUUCCAAGCACGCUUGCCGAUGCUGUAGCCCAAGUCCUUGGUCCUGAUGAAGAUGACGGGCCUCAUGAGGAACACGUAGCAGUCACUGGGGAUGAUGUUGCUACUGAAGGCUUGCCUGCCAUGGCCGUUGAUUCAGCAACAGAAGCUGUACAAGAAAAUGCAGAAGCUCCAAUAGAAAAUCAGGCUGACAUGCAGGUCUCAGAGUCCCAAGAUGCCAUGCCAGAAGCUACAAGGACGGCAUGCAAACCUCCAGCAGGGCCGGCUACAGUUAUACCAGUUCCCAACAAGUUGGUGUCACUGCUGAUGCCUCUGCCAAAAAUAGGUCUCAAAUCCACCGAUGCGGACUUGCAAAAACUCCAGUGCCGUAUCUGUGAGUUCCAGGCAUAUUAUCCUAAACAAUACAAGGACCAUAUCAGUACACAUGAAGAUGCUGUGCAGAAGUGCAAGUGCUGUAACUUUGUUUGCCUGGAAGAGGAGGAACUAUAUGCUCAUUACAAGGAGCAGCAUCCGCGAUGCAUAUGCCCUUACUGCAACCACACCGCCGAACAGACUUACAUAAUAAAGAGGCACAUGUUUCGCCACAUGGAAUCUGGAUGCAAAUGUGACAUAUGUGGCAAAAAAUACAAGGACCAAUACAUUCUCAAGAUGCACGUCAAAAUGGUGCACAUGCCAGCCGACGUGCUUUUUGGAUGCACCGUUUGCAACAAGAAGUUCACUCGCAAGGCGCAUCUCAAACGUCAUGUCAGGACACACAAUCCGGACAAGCCAUUCAAGUGCCAUCUUUGUAAUUACAGGGGUUGUGAGCGAUCAGACAUUACCAAACACAUGUUAAUCCACGAGGACCCAAAACACUCGUGUGACAUUUGUGGACGCUCUUUCCGUCACAUAAAGAACAAAGAGCUUCACCUCAAAAGGCAUAAAGGACAGAAAGACUACAAAUGCGGGGUUUGCGAGUUUUAUGGCUACACCUUCACAGACAUCAGGAAGCACAUUGAGCGCAAGCACUCGGACCCACGCACAAUCCUCUGUGAUCGCUGUGGACAGGCUUUCAAGACUCAAGCACUUAUGAAGGAACACCAAAUGAGUGCACAGUGCGAGGUCUACAUGAUUGAGCAGGAACUGACAGAGUACGACCCAUCUAUCAUCCAGCUAACAGAACCUGCAGAGGAAGGUGCAGACAGCCAGCCUGCUGCAAGUGAUGCAGAAGACCAGGAGGUCGCCACGAUCGAGUUGACGGACGAAUCGUUAGCCACACUUACUGGGGGACUUACUGGCAUAGGUGAAGGCCAGCAGCUCUUCAUUCGCAAAGUGGACGGAAUCGAAGGGCAGUAUGCCAUUGUCACAACAAAGGAGAAUGGAGAACAAGAGAUAACCUACGUCUCCGAAGAAGCAUUAGGUAUGCAGACUUCGAAAGAAGGCGAAGAAGAAUCUUCAAUGGUGGAAGCUAGUGAAAUUACAAUUCAAGAAGCAGUUCUCGAGACAGACCUCCAGAGGGAGAACAAUGUGACUCUCGUAGCUCAAAACGGAAUUGAUGGGUUCAUCCUCAACUAAACAUCGUCAUUAAAAGCUGAGAAAAACUUCAAAAGUCAUCAAUAACAGACACCGGGAGGACAUUGUCUAGUUGCUCUUUUUUGAAAUUUAAUAAUGAGUUUAAGUCCUAAUACUUGCCAUUCCAUGCUCAUUCGCUUGGAUUAUUCCGCCAUUAUAUCAGCUAGGCACAAGAGGCUGGCUAUCGUAUGUGUCUGGCAUGUGUUACUAUAGUCACAUUUUACUGGGUGCAUAGGUGCACCAUACAUAACGUACAUGCGUCGCUGUUUUUUCACACACGUGUUGAACAUGGUGAUGAAUGAUAUGAUUGUUCAUUUGAAAGCUGUACAUUAAAUGAGAUAUUCAGCCUGAUACAUGUCAUGAAAUAGCCCGAAAGUCUGAUGUUUAUCGCAUGUGAGGCCCGAUUCUUGUUAGUUUCUAGUGUGUUGUUUCUUGUGUGGGCAAUUUUCUUAUCACAUAUUCAUUUUGAAUUGUUGCCCACAUUAAACAAUACUAGUUUCAUGCUCUGCGUUGCUCUAGUCAGUUAUAUCCAGACAUGAAUAUUCGUUACACGUACCACAUGUGUAUACACGGCAAGAUCUUUGACAAUGAGAGUUCCAGCCUCACCCUGAACAUCGCUCUGAACAUCUGACAUUCUGUACAUAGAAGGUUGUAUUCUUGGUGAUAUGAAAGGGCAAUGUAACAACCCAAAAGUACAAAGUGUACAUACGAUGGUCAAGUUGUACAGACUUUGUAUUUUCCUAUUUAUAAAAUUGUUCACUGUACAAAGAGAAUUUGAUGUUACUGUUCACUGUAUGUAUUCCACCAGCGCAAGUCAUUAAAUAUAUUUGUUAGCUUGA